CAGAAGAAGAAGUGACAACCGGGCUAGGUUGUUUGCCUAUGUUCUGUUGCCAGCAUUCUCUGUCAGUCACUUCAUAUAUGUCCCGUGGAUGUUGUUGCCAUUCAUUAUUACAAAUUACACACACCACAGCAUGUUUGGUAGCUAGAUAAUUUGCUUAGAGUUUACCUAUCGUACAUACCGUGAUAAGAUUUGACGAGAUGACUGAAAGCUGCUGCCCUCCCAAGCGUCCUGGUGUCGGAGUAGGGGUUCUUGUCACUGAUUCAGCCCACCCCAAUUGCGUCCUCUUAGGGAAGCGGAAAAAUGUACAGGGUAAAGGAACCUAUCAGCUACCUGGUGGUCACCUAGAAUUCGGUGAGACGUGGGAAGAAUGUGCGCGCAGGGAGGUGACCGAAGAGGCAGGCGUGCGCCUGAAAAAUGUCAGGUUUGUAUCGGUGGUGAACUCCAUCAAGGUGGAAGAGCAGUAUCACUAUGUCACCAUCUUCAUGCAUGGAGAACUGGACAUGAACUACCCCGCAGAGCCGGUCAACCUCGAACCAGAGAAGAAUGAAGGUUGGACCUGGACAAAGUGGGACCAGUUUCCUCAAGAAGACCAGCUGUUCCUGCCUCUAGCCUGCCUGAGAAAACAGGGCUUCCAGCCGUUCGACGGUGCGGGACGAGAUGCAGCGUAGUGCUGCUGCGUAGACCCAGAGACAGGAGAUGGGGAUCGCAGAAGUACUGAUCUGCAGGACCUUAUCAAGUCACGCAAUUGGGUCAACGUUAACAGAAUACUCUGUUCAAAUUUAAUUUGUAUGACUUAUUUCCUGUGUGGGAAGUGAAUGUGUGAUGAUGAAUUGUACAAUGCAAGAGAGGGGCAAGUAUAUUUACAGUACUGAAAUGUUAAUUCAGAAAUAACUUGUAGGUAGUCAUUCAAAAUUAUAACUCAUUCAAUAAUCAGUUUUAGAAGAUCAUUUAACACUUCUACAGUAGACUUAGAUGUACAACAAGUGAAAAGACUAGUCAGACUUGAUAAAAUGUCUCAUCGUUUUGUUGCAGUCCUCCCGAAUUACAGCAAGGUGGCACUAAAGACCCAGGCUGUCAUCACUGUGGUCCACAGAGUUGUUGUGACUGUGGCAGCAGAGCUGUAGAAGGCUUUGUCAUGUGCGUAGGUGAUGAUGUGUUGGACUCCGGCGUAGGCCUCCUCACAUGCUGGUUGGAUCUGGUCCUCAGGGAGUUUGAAGCCGUACUCGCCCUUGUCCCUCAGCUCAAAGGUGAAUGACAACGGGAUGCCAAUCAGCCUGGCGUAGUCACGAGAUGAGCCCGAGUUUGGGUCUGGAGGAAGACAGCAUAACAAAGUAAAGAAAGUUGUAAUAUGACAAACUGGAGGAUGACUACUAUGUUGAAGAUGACAAAGGGAACAGGAUAUUCCUGUAACUUCCUAUUAAUGAGUCAUUAUGUUCUCUCUGUCUUAAUACUUACACAGUAUAUCAGGCGAGGUACCAACAGUAUAGUCCAUUCCAUGGACAGCCUUUAUAGCCUUGGCUGCUCCCAGACCCACCUCCAUCUGGGGACACAGAGACAGGUUAUUAAGACCUGAAACACACAUUAUUCCCCCCCGUUCUCAAGACCAGUCUUUAACGGUUACAACACUACUUUCUUUUUAUGAGGGCCGUACCAGCUCAUUGUAGUUGGGUGCUGAGAUGUUUGGGUGUCCGUAGGGCACAAGGAUCAACUGGCUGUAGGAGUGGAUGGUUAAGAAAGCCAGGAUGUCUCCACUCAUCUUCCCCAACAUGUCGGUCACGGCCCGGGCCUCGGGCUCCGAGAGAGCCUUGGUGCCGCAGUAGGUCUCUGCACAGCAGUUUGUGGAGACACCAACCGCUACAAAGACAGGAGAAGAAAUAAUUUGUAUGGGUGUGUGAUCACGGAUGCAUUUACUUAGAUAGCCAAAAUCAGAUCUUUUGCCAGUUAUUUGUAUGUCUAUCGCAUCUUGUCAUUAACUGCAAAAAUAAAAUAAAAAAAUUCUUCACAGAUCUUGUCAAAUGUAAAUCUCAGUUUACACAGUCAGAAAGGGCAUGAGAUGACCUUUAAUCUCAAUAACUCAAUAAUGCAGAAAUCCUGAAGGCAAGCAGAAUUUGGGCUAUAAGGUUACAUUGUAAACACAGUCUUAGAAUAAAAACCAUACUCACUGCCCCAGUUAGCGUAGAAGUUGCGAUUGAGAUCUGUUCCAUAACAGGUACAUCCAACUGGUCCUGGAGAUCUGGACUUCCUCCACAGUCUAGUCUAGAGAGAUAUGAACCACUAGUCACAGACUGGAAGUGAACUACUGCAAUGAAUCAUAAUUAUGUUACAAUCGACCAAGCAAGUAGACGCUGCUGUUACAUAUAAGCCUCAACAUGCUGUCAUAUCCAGUCAUGUUAACCUGUUUCAUGAGCUCCCCUGCUACAUAGAAUGAGGGUUGGUUUGUGGGUGAGAUUGUAGGUGGAUGUGGACUCUGCACUCUACUUACACUGUUAUUUAACCAAGAGUAGAUAUAGCCGUCAACGUUUAGCACCGGAGUGACAUAGAAAUCCAGGUUUUUCAUCAUCUCCUUUACUUUGGUGUCGGUUUUGUACCUUUGCAGGAUCUAUUGGUAGAAAUAAAAAGGGGGAUUUCUGACAAACACACUCACCCCUUGACAUAUCAAAAGAUUAACAUUUGCAGUGUAAUUGACACACACCUCUUUAACAAAGUACUGGCAGAAAGCAGGAGCGAUCCACUCUCUGGCAUGAAUCCCACAGUCCAUCCAGAUAGCCUUCUUCCUCUUUGUGGAAUUCAAACCAAUCUGCACCACCGCAAUUAAGUAUAUUAUGUGAGAGAUGAGUAUAUUCAAGUUUUAUUUUCAUUAACCAAGUGAUGGUCAACUUUGCCUUUUUCUCCUAUUAGGUACUGUGAUGUUACAUACAGGAUAGAGCUAAACAAACUCCAUUGUGGACUAUAGAGCCACCACUCUGGUGGAGAGAGAUGAAUUACCUUCAGUAAGGUGAUGUUCCUCUCCUCAUAGGUUUGACCGUAGACCAUGGAUGAGACAACAUCUGGGUUCUCCCUCUUCAUCUUUUCCAUCCAGUCACUGAUCUAUGGGUUGCAUCAUUCAGGCGUGUGUGUGUGUGUGGUCACCUGUGUAUGUUUAUAUGCAUACUCACACUCACCUCUGCCAUAUUGUGGUACCUGGUGUAAUAGUUCCUCUCAGUGGUGUCUUUUCCAUUCCACCCAGCACUGUACAAUUUCACACACAAUUGCCAAUCUUUACAUUCUUAUUAACCUUGGAUUAACCUAUGGAAUGUACAUCCAACCAAUAUAUUUUUAGUCCAUUUAAAAUGAAUACACUUGUUUUAUUUGCUGGUUUUCAGUUAUAUCUGUAUGCCAGACUGGCCAGGUCAUCAUUCACAUGAUGCUAACUUUUGGUAUCCCUUCCAGACUCACCUGUCUGGGGCUCCAUGUCCAUUCUGCACAGUCAGAGCCAACAGAACCAAUCCAACAGAACCCAAACACAACAUCAUAUAUGCUAGGCCCUCUUCCCUUUUUUGACUGAUCUUUCCAACUGUCUAUUAGUUUGUCAAUCAGUUUACCUGUAGGGAGGGGACUUUAAACUAUUCCCUAUCUAGAUAAAGACUCACCUUUUCCACAAAAGGACUGUCAUUACUUCAGCCACACCUUGUUUUCUCUGUUAAUGAGUCAUCUGAACUGGAAUUCAUGUGGACAUACUUCAAAAAUAUUACAUGAAACAUUUUGGUGUUUGUAUAUUUACUGAUAUGUGUUUGUUUUGCCGAAUAUUGUGGAAAUAGAUGGACAUUGUGCUUUGUCAUACAACUUCCACUGACAAGGUAUUUGAAAUAAAAAAUAAAGAUUAAAUCAA
Molecule: messenger RNA, 3868 nt
Organism: Esox lucius (northern pike)
Lineage: Eukaryota; Metazoa; Chordata; Actinopteri; Esociformes; Esocidae
Gene: nudt15
Product: nudix (nucleoside diphosphate linked moiety X)-type motif 15
Exons: 3
Coding region: 198-668 (156 amino acids)
Biological process (GO): dGTP catabolic process
Cellular component (GO): cytosol
Molecular function (GO): 8-oxo-7,8-dihydrodeoxyguanosine triphosphate pyrophosphatase activity
Source: RefSeq, a predicted model, not a curated record